AGUCAUCCCCACUUACUUUAUUUUUAUUUGGGUAUUUUAUGAUGUGAACGUUUCAUAAUCAUCUACUUUCUAGAAUUAAAAGCCUGAAAGUUCUAAACUUUCACAGACCGUGGAAAGUGUUAUAGCAUAUCAACGUGGCUUAAAAAGUGGUUAUGCAUGGUGUAGAAUGAUAAAAGAUUCAUUCCACAUAUAUAGAACUAUUCUACAGCAUUCAAACUUCAGUGCAUCCUGUUUUUAAGCCAAGAAAGAAUCUAACUGAAUUUAAAUCCAGACAUGUGAAUAUACCAAUCAACCAGUGAUUCAUUGCACAUAAGAAGCCAAAACUACCCUGCAAAUUUUAUACAAAAGGUAACUAAUUUUACUGGAAGUAAAAAACCCAUAUAGUGGACGGCACAAAGAUAAAAGGUCAACAGGUGCCCAUCAGAAGAGGGAGUCGAAGAAAUACAGUAAAUUGUGUUUAAUAAUGAGAACAUGAUCUUAAUCUGAAGCUAUAAAAAGGGUUCUCAUGGAAACUUUGGCGAGUGAGUUUAACGAGUGCAAACAAUACAAUUCAAAAAUGAGGUGUUAUUUGGACAUAAGUAUUGGAGGAGAACUAGAAGGGAGGAUAGUGGUGGAACUGUAUUCAGAUAUUGUGCCAAAGACUGCUGAGAAUUUCAGAGCCCUGUGUACCGGAGAAAAGGGAACUGGGCCUCAUACUGGUGCUCCUCUGCACUACAAAGGAGUUCCAUUCCAUCGUUUGAUGAGAGGUUUCAUAAUACAAGGUGGAGACAUUUCUGCUCAUGAUGGUACAGGAGGUGAGUCAAUUUAUGGAUUGAAUUUUGAGGAUGAAAAUUUUAUCUUGAAACAUGAGCGCAAAGGGAUGCUGUCAAUGGCAAAUUCUGGACCUAACACCAAUGGCUCAAAGUUUAUGAUCACAACAACACGGACCUCCCAUCUAGAUGGAAAGCAUGUGGUAUUUGGAAAAGUAAUAAAAGGAAAGGGAGUAAUAAGGGCAAUUGAGCACAUUUCUACUGGUGACAAUGAUUGUCCCACGGUUGAUAUCAUAAUUGCAGACUGUGGAGAGAUACCAGAAGGUGAAGAUGAUGGUGUUGUUAACUUCUUUAAAGAUGGAGACAUAUAUCCAGAUUGGCCGUGUGAUCUGGAUGUGAAACAUGAAGAGCUAUCAUGGUGGAUAUCUGUAGUGGACUCUGCUAAAAGUUUUGGAAAUGAGCACUUCAAGAAAGGGGAUUACAAGAUGGCAUUGAGAAAAUACAGGAAGGCUCUGCAUUAUCUUGAUAUUUGUUGGGAGAAAGAAGAGAUUGAUGAGGAGACAAGCAAACGGUUAAGGAAGACAAAGUCGCAGAUAUUGACUAACAGUUCUGCUUGCAAGUUAAGAUUGGGAGAUGCCAAGGGAGCUCUAUUGGAUACCGAGUUUGCAAUUCACACUGGCGAGGAUAAUGUCAAAGCUUUUUUUCGUCAGGGUAAGGCAUAUAUGGCUCUCAAUGAUGUGGAUUCUGCUAUUGGGAGCUUUAUGAAAGCUUUGGAAUUUGAGCCCAAUGAUAAAAACAUUAACAAGGAGCUUAAAGAUGCAAAGAAGAAAAUUAUGGAUAGACAAAAGCAGGAGAAAAGUGCUUAUUCUAGGAUGUUCCAAUCUUCCAAUAGUUGAUUUACAACUGUGGCUGUAGUAAAGUAUCAAAGUGAAAUCACUGUUUGAUGAUCAUAAUUGGUUGUUUCAACACGAUUUUCAGAAUUCAAAAUUUGAAAUGUGAUCCUCUUCAGCAUCGAAUUAUUUUCUAGAUCCUUCUAUUGUAAGAGGAGGAUGUUAUAGUAUCUAGAGAAAGUGGUGGAGAGCAUGGGCUUGAGCAUAUUGGAGGCUUGUGUCAGUGUUGUAGUGAUCCAAGUAGGAGCAUUCAGCUAAUUGUAAUUAUUUUGUGAGCUUGACAUUGAAGAUAAGAGCGAUCUAAGCUAUAUCUACUCUUUGUGCUUGUUAUUGAGAUUAAUAAAGUUAUAGUAGAUGGUUCUGUUGUUGCUAUGA
Cryptomeria japonica (Japanese cedar) is the source of this 2014-nucleotide messenger RNA. Its product is annotated as peptidyl-prolyl cis-trans isomerase CYP40. Gene Ontology annotation, molecular function: protein binding; peptidyl-prolyl cis-trans isomerase activity. Lineage: Eukaryota; Viridiplantae; Streptophyta; Pinopsida; Cupressales; Cupressaceae. The record is from RefSeq and is a predicted model, not a curated record. The transcript is spliced from 9 exons. Gene Ontology annotation, biological process: protein peptidyl-prolyl isomerization; protein folding. The coding region runs from base 506 to 1645 and encodes 379 amino acids.